Molecule: messenger RNA, 312 nt
Organism: Prorocentrum cordatum
Lineage: Eukaryota; Dinophyceae; Prorocentrales; Prorocentraceae
Source: the annotation of a GenBank genome assembly
AUGGUCACCGUUCUCUUCCCCUCCACUGGUGCCGCCUGCUUCGUGCAGAUGCCGUCCGAGUUGCGCGCAGUCCGUCCUGGCUACUGGAAGCGUGCGGUGGUCGCGGCGAGGGGUGUUGGCAAGGGCAUGGGAGGGCUGUGCGAGGGCGACAGGCCCAUGCUGGCGCGCUGGCUCAAGCAGCCUUCGGCGCUCCCUCCUCCUCCUCCUCCUCCUCCUCCUCCUCCUCCUCCUCCUCCUCACCAGGCAGCCCUGCCCUGUGCGAUCCCUCCCCCGUGUGCGCUUGCUGCACGUUUUUUUUUUUUUUGCUUGUAG